CCUCCACUCCCCGAUCUUCUCUCUCUCGCAGAAAUGCCCGUGAAUUUUUUUUGCCUCUGCGUCGAAAUGUAAAUACAAGUUUUUGUUCAUAAUGGUGACUUUGUAGGGUUGGCUUUCCUUGAAUUUUACCCAUGGGGUUUAAACCGGGCAUCAGGGACCUGGAGACAGGGCUGCGUCUCUCGGCCAGCACCAGCUGUCUGUCUGACCUGCAGCCUCCGCUUUCUCCGACAACACCGACUUUGGUGCUGUCCAAUUCAGGCAAGACUUUGCUCGUAUCAAAUUCCAGUAAGUCUCUGGUUUUAUCCAAUUCUGGCAAGAGGUUCGAUAAGAAGAAGUAUGUAAAGCAGGUGACGGGCAGACACAAUGACACUGAGCUGCACUUGGCGGCGCAGCGGGGUAAUUUGACAGCUGUUAGACAGAUUUUGGGUGAAAUUGAUGCUCAGAUGGUUGGAACUCUGAGUGGAGCAGAUUUUGAUGCAGAGGUUGCAGAGAUAAGGUCUGCUAUUGUGAAUGAGGUGAAUGAGUUGGGAGAGACGGCAUUGUUUACUGCAGCUGAAAAGGGGCAUUUGGAUAUUGUAACGGAGCUGUUGCAGUAUUCCACAAAUGAGGGCAUGACCAUGAAGAAUAGGUGUGGCUUUGAUCCUUUCCAUAUUGCUGCAAGUCAGGGUCACGAAGCCAUCGUCCAGGUAUUGUUAGAUCAUGAUCCAGCACUGAGUAAAACAGUUGGACAAUCAAAUGCAACUCCUAUUAUUUCUGCUGCUACGAGAGGCCAUAUUGGAAUAGUCAAACUGUUGCUUUCAAGAGAUUGUAGCAUGCUAGAGAUAUCUAGAUCCAACGGAAAAAACGCACUGCAUUUAGCUGCUCGACAAGGGCACGUUGAAAUUGUGAAAGCUUUGCUCAACAAGGAUCCACAACUGGCACGGAGGAAUGAUAAGAAAGGGCAGACAGCACUGCAUAUGGCUGUAAAAGGAACCAGCUGUGAAGUGGUGAAGCUGCUUCUUAAAGCAGAUCCAGCUCUUGUCAUGCUUCCCGACAGGUUCGGCAAUACUGCAUUACAUGUUGCAACCAGGAAAAGAAGGGCAGAGAUUGUCAGUGAGUUAGUACUGCUUCGGGAAACGAAUGUGAAUACAUUGUCUAGAGACCAUAAAACAGCAUACGACAUAGCCGAAGGACUUCCGCUAUCUGAAGAAACCUCAGAGAUUAAAGAAUGCUUGGCACGGUAUGGUGCAGUAAGCGCAAGUGAUCUCAAUCAACCCCGAGAUGAACUAAGACAAACAGUGACAGAGAUAAAGAAAGAUGUCCACAUUCAACUUGAACAAGCUCGCAAGACGAAUAGGAACAUGAAUGGGAUUGCAAAGGAGCUCCGGAAGCUCCAUAGGGCUGGAAUAAACAAUGCGACCAACUCRAUCACAGUGGUUGCCGUGCUCUUUGCAACAGUUGCGUUCGCAGCAAUUUUCACGGUUCCGGGUGGUGAUGAUGAUACUGGAAUGGCUGUGAUGGUUGGCAGUCCAUCAUUCCAAGUGUUCUUCAUUUUCAAUGCCAUCGCUCUGUUCACAUCCUUGGCAGUCGUUGUGGUACAAAUAACAGUUGUUAGAGGAGAGACGAAAUCAGAGAGACGGGUUGUGGAAGUGAUCAAUAAGUUGAUGUGGCUGGCAUCCGUCUGCACUACAAUAGCAUUUGUUUCUUCAUCUUACAUAGUUGUUGGUCGGCGUAACAGGUGGGCAGCGGUUCUCAUUUCCGUCAUCGGUGGCGUGACGAUGGCUGGAAUUCUAGGCGGGAUGACAUACUAUGUGAUCAAGUCGAAACGCAUCCGAAGGGUGCGUAAAAGGAUGAAGCUCAUGAGGAGUGCAAACAAUUCAUGGCGUCACUCAGAGUCGACUGAUUCAGAAGUAAAUCCAAUCUAUGCCAUUUGAUGCCAUCCUAGACUUCGAACACAGUUAUCUCGCGACAUCACCCGCCUUGUUGCAGUUCAGCACCAAGGUACGCGUGCUGUGCCGGGGGACGUAUUACUACUCCCCCGGUUCCAUUUCUAGACCAUCAUUCCCCGUUGAUGGAGACAUGUUUUUGCACAGAUGAUGAAACAUCUGAUCCAAAAGCCAAAUGGGUUAAGAUUUUUUUGGAUGUCUUAGGCGUGUGAAGCGUACGAUUUUGGAGGCUCUGUUGUAUUGAAUCGUCCAAGCCAGCUCCAAAUAUCCACAAUGGUUAAUGCUUAUAUAUUUGCUAAUGUAAUUAAUUACAUAGAGAAUCUUUUACUUAUAUCUAAAGAAAACUAAAAAAAAAAAAAAAUAGUCAAGAGAAAUUGCUUGCUUGUAAAGUGAAAUUUUGUACCUUUGUUUUGCUCUUACUUUCUAUGAAGAAGGAAGUUCUUGAGGAGAGUCA
This is a messenger RNA of Momordica charantia (bitter melon), 2379 nucleotides long. RefSeq names its product ankyrin repeat-containing protein ITN1. Gene Ontology annotation, cellular component: plasma membrane. The record is from RefSeq and is a predicted model, not a curated record. Gene Ontology annotation, molecular function: protein binding. NCBI's taxonomy places the organism in Eukaryota, Viridiplantae, Streptophyta, Magnoliopsida, Cucurbitales, Cucurbitaceae.